UUAUUGCAAAUUGAAAGUUUAAUUCGUGGACAUUGGAAACGAGGUGCAAAAAAAUGUCGCUCUAUUUUAUAUUACUCUCAAUUUUGGGGUGUGCCUAUGCCCUUCCCAAGGAUAUUUCUAGUAAUGGUUACAAUCGCUUUCCGUCUGUGACGGAAAUGAUUGAGUCUUAUGGAUACCCAGUUGAGAGUCACGUAGCCCAAACUGCCGAUGGAUACCUUCUUACCAUGCAUCGUAUUCCAUAUGGCAGGGCUCCAGGAGCAGGACCUGAACCUAAUAAGCCCGUUGUAUUUCUCCAACAUGGAUUACUCUCAUCAUCUGCAGAUUGGGUUGUAGUUGGACCUGAAAGUGCUUUAGCAUAUAUGCUAGCAGAUCAAGGAUACGACGUCUGGAUGGGAAAUGCACGAGGAAAUACCCAUUCAAGAGCACACAUCAAUAUUAAUCCAGAUCGUCGAGCUUUCUGGGAUUUCAGUUGGCACGAAAUUGCCGUAUUUGAUCUACCAGCUAUGCUUGAUUAUACCCUAAGAGAGACUGGAAAGAGAAAACUUCAUUACGUUGGGCAUUCCCAGGGAACAACAUCUCUCUUCAUUAUGCUUUCUCUUCGUCCUGAAUACAAUGAUAUCAUGUUGUCAGCUCAUGCAUUGGCACCAGUUGCUUUCAUGUCCAAUCUUCAAAGUCCUUUUAUUCGUGCCUUUGCACCCUUUGUGGAUACGCUUGACACUAUCACGACUCUUCUGGGAAUUAAUGAAUUUGCCCCUAGUAGCAAUAUGAUGCAAAUGGGUGGAUAUGUCGCUUGCAGAGACUCCUCACCCUUCCAGGAAGUUUGUGCAAAUGCACUAUUCCUCAUUGGAGGCUUCAGCUCGGACCAGCUCAAUAGGACUCAACUCCCAGCUAUCAUGGCUAAUGCACCUGCUGGGUCAUCCAGUCAGCAAUUAGUCCACUAUGGGCAACUACACAAUUCCGGACAUUUCCGCCAAUUCGAUCAUGGACUAAUAGGAAAUUUGCAGCAAUAUGGCUCAAUUUCUCCUCCACAUUACCCACUUGAACGAAUUACAGCACCAAUAGCUCUGCACUUCAGUGAUAACGAUUGGCUGGCCGCUGUUGAAGACGUUCAGGAAUUGCGCUCAAGACUAACCAAUGCUAAUAUUAUCGGAGCUUUUCGGGUUCCCCUGGCGUCAUUUAACCACCUUGAUUUUCUCUGGGCUAUUGACGUUAGAACCUUGCUAAAUAAUCGUGUUAUCAGUCUAAUUGACCGAUUCAAUGAAUAAAAACAAAUAAACAAUUUUAUUUUUCAGCUUAUCA
Molecule: messenger RNA, 1299 nt
Organism: Lutzomyia longipalpis
Lineage: Eukaryota; Metazoa; Arthropoda; Insecta; Diptera; Psychodidae
Product: lipase 3-like
Exons: 3
Coding region: 54-1265 (403 amino acids)
Biological process (GO): lipid metabolic process
Molecular function (GO): hydrolase activity, acting on ester bonds
Source: RefSeq, a predicted model, not a curated record